GUUUUUAAACUUGUAUUGCUAUUUUUUUUGUAAAUCAGGGACGCUCGUCGCUGACAGCUGAAUGCCCCACGGCCCGGCGACCUCCUCUUUCGAUUGUACCUUGACCUAUACCCUCUCAAUGUUGAUGAUGCUUUCAUAUACACUGUGAUGAUGAUAAAUAUAGGUACAUAACAUACCUACAUGUACAUACUACAGGUACAUACAUGAUAAUUGAUAAGUACUUGAUGUUCCUACAAAUCCUGCCAAAAACAUAAGUGAUCUUCCCGGAAACCAGGGUGCAGGGGGGGCCUUGGGUGCAGUCAUGGAUAAGAACUGUCAAAAUAAGUCCAGCAUCAGAGAGCAGCUCAACACUGAAGAUGAUUUAAGGAGUUGUGUGCAGAUCGACCAUGAGGAGCCAGCAUCAUCUAGCGACAGCAUUGCAGAGGAUAGUGUGCCUACCGAUGGGGCCAACAAGCCGGCCAUGGCGGCUGACUUUGGUGGCGCCGACGCCAGCCAUCCGGCCGGUGCUGGGAGAGAGGGAGCAGACGUCUCGUCUGCGGGCGGAGACAGCCGUGCUGGGGGUGAUCCUGAGGGCGCCCUGUCUGAGCCGUCAGGGCAUGUGAGCGGCCCGGCGGCCCGGCAGGACACCGGACAGCCGUCUGCGCGCUGCUCGGACUGCGCGGCCGGUCCGCUGUUCCCGGAGGAGCCGGCAGCGGGCAGUGAGCGCCGGGCCGCGCCGUCAGACAGCGCUACCGGCAGCCAGAGGGGAGGCGCCGACAGCAGCAGCCAGCCCGCCGACCUGCUCACCGCCCAGGCCCGGCUGCAGGAGGCCAUCGACAAGGUCGAACAGCUCGAUCGCAGUCUGGAAAAGAAGCUGAAGGAAAACCUGGAGGCCAAGGCUGUGACGGCCGACCUGCGCGCUCUGGUGCGUCGCGAGCUGGCGGAACUGGACGGCCGCCGCGCCGGCCGGCAAGCCAGCCGUGAGGAGGCCGACAACACGCUGCAGUUUCUGCGCGUCCUCGUCGACAACGGUGAGACGUUACUGCCGUCGCCGACCCGCGGGGUGUAGCUGUCACUGCGGCGGCCGGCCCGCGGGCUGCAGUUUCUUUCCGAGUGCACAAACUAAUCGAAUGGACGCUGGAAAUGUCUUGCGCGUGAAUAGACAGAUCGAUUGUA
Messenger RNA from Amphibalanus amphitrite, 1155 nucleotides. RefSeq lists its product as uncharacterized. The record is from RefSeq and is a predicted model, not a curated record. Bases 302 to 1048 code for a protein of 248 amino acids. The transcript is spliced from 3 exons. Lineage: Eukaryota; Metazoa; Arthropoda; Thecostraca; Balanomorpha; Balanidae.